AUGAUGAAUUCAGACAACGGGCGUGAUAGAAACUACAAACAAAUUAUCAUCAUAGGUGGAGGUGCAAUCGGAUGCUGCGCAGCAUACUACCUGUCUCGACACCCUUCUUACAACCCAGAUCAACACCGUAUCAUACUUCUUGAGGCGACCAAGAUUGCUGGAGGUUCGUCUGGCAAGGGGGCGGGCUGCCUUGGAGAAUGGGCUGAUCCCGCCUGUCUGGCACCAGCGAGCUUUGAACUACAUGCACAACUCGCUAGGGAGCACGACGGCGAGAAGACCUGGGGCUACCGGAAAUGCGAUUCCGCCGAUUGCGAUGCGGUAGAGAGACAUAUGGACGAUCCAGAUGCAGACACGCGAGUCCCAGAAACUCUGGACUGGGUCGACCAUGCCGUCUUCAAAUGGUACAAACCACUGGGAAAGACUGCCCAGUGCCAUCCGUAUCUGUUUACAACCUCUUUGGCUAGACUAGCAGAGGAGAGAGGAGUACGUUUUGUCGAAGGAAGUGCGGAGGCAAUUGUGUACUCGAAUACGCGAGAUGAGGUCCAGUCGGUCACAUAUCGUGACAAGAAUUCUGGAAGGGAGCAACAGCUUCCUGCGACGAACGUCGUCCUUGCAGCCGGUCCAUGGACGCAGAGGCUCCUCCCAGAAGCACCAAUAGGCGGCGAACGGAGCCACAGCGUCGUGAUUGAUCCUGGACGAGACGUGUCGCCAACAAUAAUCUUUUUUGAUGCAGGCCACAUCGUCCCUGGUGAUACGAAAAACCAGUUGGAGGUCUACCCCCGCCCGGAUAAAACCGUCUACAUGUGCGGACAAACAGACUAUGGCGCAACUCUCCCUGCAACCACCGAUGAGGUGGAAGUCAAUACAAAUCUCUGUCAGGAGCUGAUGGAAAAUAUCGCCAUCGUCUCCCCAGACUUUGCCAAAAGUCAGGUACUUAUAAAGCAGGCCUGCUUCAGACCGAUCGUGAACUUGGAGGGUCGUGAUCCCGAGCUAGGCCCUCUGCUGGGCUUCACCGGGAUCAAAGGCCUUGUCUUAGCAGCCGGUCACAAUCAGUGGGGAAUUAACAACUCGCCUAUCACAGGUAAGAUUAUCAGCGAGUUGGUGUUCGACGGACGGGCAACGAGUGCAGAUAUCAGCGAGUUGGAUCCACAGGACUGUCUAAUUUUCAAGUAG
Molecule: messenger RNA, 1173 nt
Organism: Diaporthe amygdali
Lineage: Eukaryota; Fungi; Ascomycota; Sordariomycetes; Diaporthales; Diaporthaceae
Product: FAD dependent oxidoreductase-like protein 2
Exons: 2
Coding region: 1-1173 (390 amino acids)
Biological process (GO): retrograde transport, endosome to Golgi
Cellular component (GO): cytoplasm; late endosome
Molecular function (GO): oxidoreductase activity
Source: RefSeq, a predicted model, not a curated record